CAACCAUCGCGCAGAUGAAUCAGCUGCCGUUGAUUCGUUUCUGUUUGAUAUUUGUUUGUUCGCUGAACUAUUCCUGCCCAAUUAAUUCAGUUAAUCAAGCGAAACACUGUGUAGAGGAUUCCACCCAUCCGAUUCAAUUGAGACCAAUCAGCGAUGGACUUCACGACCUUCGUAAAGCCCUCAAAUGGCGAAGGCGGCGGUGAUGCGGAUGGUGGGCAGAAACUGGAGUUCUGGAAGCAUGUGGAGUACAUCGAGAAUCAUGGAAAGCAGGAGGACGACUACGAGUACUGUAUGACCGAGUUCCUGCGCAUGUCGGGCAUCUAUUGGGGUACCACGGCCCUGGACAUAAUGGGCCAACUGGACAGGCUGGAACGGAAGUACAUAAUUGAGUUUGUAAAGCGGUGUCAGUGCCCGACCACUGGAGGAUUUUCCCCCUGCGAGGGACACGAUCCUCACUUACUGUACACCCUGUCGGCGGUUCAGAUCCUGUGCACCUACAAUGCCCUCGAGGAGAUCGACUGCGAGGCAGUAGUGCGAUUUGUGGUGGGAUUGCAGCAACCCGAUGGCAGCUUCUUCGGCGACAAGUGGGGCGAGGUAGAUACCAGGUUUAGCUUUUGUUCGGUGGCCACCUUGACGCUCCUCGGGCGAAUGGAGCAGACCAUCGACGUGGAGAAGGCGGUCAAGUUCGUGCUGUCGUGCUGCAACCAGACGGACGGAGGAUUUGGUUCCAAGCCGGGCGCCGAAUCGCAUGCGGGCCUCAUAUACUGCUGCGUGGGCUUCUUUUCGCUGACCCAUCGACUGCACCUGGUCGACGUGGACAAGUUGGGCUGGUGGCUCUGUGAGCGCCAGUUACCCUCGGGUGGUUUGAAUGGGCGUCCCGAAAAGCUUCCGGACGUGUGCUAUUCGUGGUGGGUGCUGGCCUCCCUCACCAUCAUGGGUCGUCUGCACUGGAUCAGUUCCGAUAAGCUGCAGCAGUUCAUCCUGUCCUGCCAAGACACGGAGACUGGCGGAUUCUCCGAUCGCACAGGCAACAUGCCCGACAUAUUCCACACGCUAUUUGGCAUUGGUGGACUCUCGCUGCUGGGACAUUCCGGCCUGAAGGCCAUCAACCCAACGCUGUGCAUGCCGCAGUACAUAAUUGAUCGGCUGGGUAUCAAACCGCAGCGAUUGGCGAGACCAUAAGGUCUUCAAAGAACAGUAGUUAUAGCCAAUAUGUAGCUUAAAAUCAGAACAGACCUCUACUGUAUUCCCACACGAGUCCCCCUUAGUUUUAUUUUGAAAAAGACCAAAAUUCCACCAUGCAUGUACUCAAUGCUCUUUGGGUUUUAACUUUGCUGUGCAUUUACACAGAAUGUAUCCCCUCGAUAAGCUAUAAUAAAUAUAGUUUGUAAAGCAAGUUAAAAUCAGCAAAUAAAUAUUUUAUUUUAUUACAGCAAGC
Messenger RNA from Drosophila rhopaloa, 1438 nucleotides. RefSeq names its product geranylgeranyl transferase type-2 subunit beta (gene betaggt-II). Gene Ontology annotation, biological process: protein geranylgeranylation. Bases 154 to 1182 code for a protein of 342 amino acids. NCBI's taxonomy places the organism in Eukaryota, Metazoa, Arthropoda, Insecta, Diptera, Drosophilidae. The record is from RefSeq and is a predicted model, not a curated record. Gene Ontology annotation, cellular component: Rab-protein geranylgeranyltransferase complex. The transcript is spliced from 2 exons. Gene Ontology annotation, molecular function: Rab geranylgeranyltransferase activity.